AUUCUCUUUCUUUUUACAUUCUCUUUUUAUUUGCAACACAAUACAUACAUACAUACUUCUUUAUACCCAUCUAUUACUCACCCCAGUAUAAUGACUACCCAAGCAGUUCCUCUGAUCAUUCAUCAUCCUCCUUGGGCAACUACCAACCAGCAAUCACAGUCAUCACAUCACACCGACUCGGCAACCACAGUGGCAGGUAAAUCUGAAGAAACGGUGAUUGUGGUUGAAUCGAACGGAGACAAAGUAAUCCUUCCACAAGAGACAGCCAUCGCUAUGCCAGAAGGUCAGGGCCAUCAUUCUCGUUGCAGUUCCGUCGUACCACCGGGCCUGACUGGCACUGAAGGUGGUCGUGAACGCGCGGCACUAGCAACCGUCUUUGGCGUACAAGAGUAUACAGAGUCGAACACGUUCUGGGAGCGACUUGUGCAACAGCAUCAAGAAGAGGCACCAGUAGUUAAAGAGGAAGAAAACAAAAAAGCCAAGAAGAAUGCGUCGCUGGCCGAUGCUACGUCCAAAAACCAACAAAGACCUACCACUAUCACAACUACAACAGCAACAAAUCCAUCGUCAUCGCCAUCAUCAAAAAAGCAUACUAUUUCACGAAAGCCAUUACCUCAAGCACCAUUACCACAACUUAAAGUUAACUCGUUCAAGCCGCUCCCUGAUAUUCCGAACGUCAGCAAGUUUAAUGACUUCCUAAUAGAAGACGAGCAUGGUAUGGACCUCAUGUUUCCAGCAAGCCCGUCUUCUGUUCUGCUGCACUCGUUCUCGCCACCAUUAGACCAUACAAUGACCGAAUCUUCUAUACAUUCAUCAAUCAUUCUUACAUCUAAUAUGAUCGAAGAAGAAAAGGCCAACGGAGCUAACCCCAUCAUUCAGCCACCUAAACUGUUUAUCGGAUAUCCACCAGCAAUUUUCGACAUGUUAAAAUCUGACGACGAUGAACGUAUUAUAGUAUGGGGGCCAGAUCCUGCUUAUGAAGAAACAAUGGUGUCCUCGCCCACGGCCAUGAGCAGCGAAGAAUCAGUAUCUUCCAGCAGACAAAGCAACCCAUCGACACCAUCCAUUCAAGGUUUCUCGACUAACGCUACGGCGCAUACUAGCAGCAACUCCAAUAUCAACACCAGCAGCGGUAGCAGCAGCAGCAGCAGCAACAACAACAACCACCACAACAGUACAAGCAAGCGACGCUCCAAUCUCGUCAGCUCUGCACGCAUGUCAGCACAGUCGUUGUUUACUGACGGAUUCAGCCGACUGAGCCGUCAAAAGAGCUUACCUACCAAAAUGCGUCCUCGAGUGCGGCAUGAAGAAUCCAGUAGUAGCAGCAACGCUAGCGGCAGUACCCGAAACACCCCACGUUUGUUGAAGCGUGCUAGCUUUACGAUGAAACAGCGUGUUUCCGACGAGGAAUUACGGUCGUCGCUACCUCCUGCACCUUCGACUGUGGCACCACAACGCGUCAUUGAGGCGGCGUCAGUUGAAAAAUUGGUUGAGAAAUUGACCAACAGUCUGGAUUACACCUUAAUGACGGACUUUUUCUUGACCUAUCGAGCAUUCAUCUCGCCCACACAGCUGUGCAAGCUUCUCAUCCUCCGUUUUCGAUGGGCGCUGGAAAAUGACCGGGAUGAUCGUCGGGUUGUCCGUAUUAGAACUUUUGUGGUGAUGCGCCACUGGCUACUAAACUACUUUGUCCAUGACUUCAUUCCAUGCCGAGAACUCCGGGUCAUUCUUACGGCAUUUCUCAACUCGCUGCCGCAAAACACUUUGGUUCAGCAAUCACCACGAGACCAACGCAUUGUGCGUGGCCUUAAGCGCGUCGUUCGCAGCCUGAAGACGGCUCACUAUAGUCACAGUGACUCACAGCAACAGCAGCACCCUGCAUCCAGCAAACCAGAUCUCGAAUUUGACAAGUCCACAUGGGUCGAAAGCAGCGCUACCCAAUCACUCCCUAUGGUUGAUGGCUUACGCAACAGUGUAUUGUAUGAUGACAAUGGUUCACUGGACAGUGAAUUGAGCCCGGGCAACUCGGAAGCAGCACCUGAAGACAUCGAACCACACUUUGCCAAUGACGCCGAUUGGAGCAGCGAAGACCAAGCUAUGGCCAAAUUGCAGUAUGAGCGACGACGACGUGAAGAAGAAGAGGAGCGCCAACGCGCCGACUUUUUCACCAGCAUGAUGACAACAGAAAGCGACAUACCGAGUUUACAACACCAACAGCAGGAUGCCUUAUCCUCUGUUUCGGAUUUCAUGCUCAACAGCCCGAUGAGCUCAAUUGUCGUGGAAAAGAAGCAACAAGCAGCAAGUAAGCGGCCCCACUUGCCAUCAGAAUAUAUUGCUGCCAUGACAGCUGCCGCCGCUCUUAAAUCACACAACAAUCACCAAGAUAAUGCAGCAGCCAAGAGCAAGCAGUACAUACCAGCAACUAUCAUUCACGAUAUGACGACAGAAAAUAUCGAGCGCAGGAUUCGUCGUAUCCCAUCCAGCAAAUGGUGCAAGGCAUCUCCGGAAGAAGAUCCUGCUUACAACAGUAGUAGCAAGGAUCCGGAACAACAGCAGCAACAGCAAGGACCGCCACCAUUGCCGCCGGCGGACGGUCUGGCACGUAAGCUCUCGCGCAAAAGCAUUGAGCGCAGACGAAGCGAAAAGAACUUGCGCGAAGUAGCUUCACCAGGCUCUAGCAGCAAUUCAUCUUCGGUUGUCAGCACACCUCGCCUCAAUUUUGCAAACAGCAGCAGUACUGUACCCGAAUUGCCGCCAUUGCCGCCAGCCACAGAUAUCGAAGCAGCCUCUGCUGCAGCUGCAGUACUGAGCUCCAAGCUGAACCAACAGCAACAGCAUCAAGCACAGCCCCAACAGUCGUCAGGAACGCCAAACAAGCGUCUCGUAAUGAUGAUGUCUGCUGGCAAGGAAAGCUUUGAAGCGCUACCUUACGAUACCAUGGCAUCACCUCCAUUGGAAGCCUCUCCAAAACAAGAUGAAGGAGCCAAACGCCGUCUCUCCAAGAAGUUGGCCAAGAUUUUCAAGCAACAGCAACAGCAACAGCAACAGCAGAAGCCCCAACAAAAUGAGCAAUCAGCCUUUUCGCCUCGCAACAUUUUGAAGAAGCAAGCCUCAUUCAGUAACAGUAUGAGUCAUCAUCCCAAGACCGCCGAGCCACCUUUUGUGACUCAAGAAUGUAGUAGCAAGACGGAAGUUGUAGUCAUUCCGGCACCUGCGCUUGACUCCACUUCGCACACUUCGAACAGCAGCAGCAGCAAUGUUGAAGUGUCUACGCCAACAACUCCCAGCAGCACAGGUCGUUUGCCAUCAGCAACCGCCACCACUACGGUUGGCCGUAUUGCUGCAGAGCUUCGUGAUGAUGACCAGGAAGAUGUCCCAACAGUCGAACUACGUCGAUGCAGUAGCACCAUUGAAAAACACACUGAAGGUUUCUUCAAGCGACCUGCUCGAGGUCCGAUCUAUCUAAGCCAUCUGGUAGGCGCCCAGUCUUUGGGUUUCGAAUCAGAUGCAGCCGUGCAUAUCCAAGAACUCGAUGACGGAGGCAGUAGCAGCGAAGAAGACAGUGACGAUGAGAGCGACGAGAACGAUCGAGUGGCACCCAUGAAGAAAGGAGGCUUAAACCGUGGCGUGUCAUUACUGUCCAAUGUACCGAAGCAUAUCCGAACUAUGUCUUUAAUUGUGGAACCUGACCGUCUUGGCGAACUUAUUGCCAAGGAGGAAGAGCAACAACGACAACAACAACAACAACAGCAGCAACAGCAAGACAAUGGUGACACAUCCUCGCCAACGUCGACCAAAUCCGUAGCAGCGACAUCCUCAGUAUUACCCCUUCCCAAGCCGAUUUCGCCUGUAGCAGUAGUAGGACGUCAAAAGAGCUUUGUUCUUUUGUAUCCUGCAAGUAAACUUGCGCAGCAACUCUGUCUGAUUGAACGACAAGUCCUUUUCGGUGUUGAAUGGGAAGAAUUGGUGGACUGCCGCUGGCGCGACGGAGUUGCCGGAUCAGGUGGUGUACAACGACUGAUCCAACGAUUCAAUGCCGCUUGCCAAUGGGUUAUUUCAGAAAUUGUUACAACGGAACAACUUCAUCAUCGUGUGGAUGUCAUUCGUAGGUUCAUUCGAUUAGCUCAGCAAUGUAAAAAGUAUGCCAACUUUGCUACGCUUCUACAAAUUCUCUUGGGUCUUCAAUCGCCUGCUGUAUCUCGUCUGCAUGCCACUUGGGCUCAAGUUGGUGUAGCCGAUAUGCGUCUUUUAGACCAGCUUUCUGCAUUUACAUCGCCAAUGAAGAACUGGAAAAACAUUCGCGACAGUAUGACCAAGGUAGCUGAAGAAUACGGUAAUGGCCAGCAACUCGUGGAGCAACAACAACAACAUCAUUAUCACCAGCUUCAAGACAACAAUACAGAGCAACAAGGUGUAGCAGGAGGCUGUAUUCCAUUCUUGGGCAUCUAUCUUUCAGACCUCGUCUUCAAUUCCGAACUGCCACCUUAUACCGAACCAGUCAAGAGCAAAAAGGCCACCUGCGACUCAUUUGUAUUGCAACAGCCAUUGGUAAACUUUCGCAAGCACCGGAUCACGGCAACUGUUAUUAAGCGCGUGCUGACAUUCCAAAAUUUGGCUCGACGAUAUCCCUAUACCCCGGAACCGGAGCUCUUCCGGCUAUGCCUUGAUAUCAAAUCAGUCGAUACUGAUAUGAUUCGAAAACUGAGCCAUGAAAUUGAUCCCUAAGCCCUCUUAAUUCACAUUUAUACAUAUACCACAUCUUUUUACUUCUUUUACCACUGAAACGACCUUUUUCUUUUCAAGUUAUUGACGUUGUAAUUUUCUUUUUUCAUCAGAUAUACAUAUAUACUAUACCAUAGAUGUUCAUAUACGCCUCCUUCUUUACCAUUCUUCCCUUCCUUCUUUAUUAUACUUUUAUUCAGUCCUAUUACAUACUUUUUAUCUGUUGAGAUACCCCAACCCAUAAAAAAACCUUCCAUCUCGUC
Zychaea mexicana is the source of this 4985-nucleotide messenger RNA. RefSeq lists its product as uncharacterized. Gene Ontology annotation, cellular component: plasma membrane. The coding region runs from base 91 to 4725 and encodes 1544 amino acids. Gene Ontology annotation, biological process: Ras protein signal transduction; positive regulation of GTPase activity. Gene Ontology annotation, molecular function: guanyl-nucleotide exchange factor activity. NCBI's taxonomy places the organism in Eukaryota, Fungi, Mucoromycota, Mucoromycetes, Mucorales, Lichtheimiaceae. The transcript is spliced from 5 exons. The record is from RefSeq and is a predicted model, not a curated record.